This is a messenger RNA of Tribolium castaneum (red flour beetle), 2722 nucleotides long. It is a transcript of the gene Mrm2, whose product is annotated as Mitochondrial rRNA methyltransferase 2. Gene Ontology annotation, biological process: RNA methylation. NCBI's taxonomy places the organism in Eukaryota, Metazoa, Arthropoda, Insecta, Coleoptera, Tenebrionidae. The record is from RefSeq and is a predicted model, not a curated record. Gene Ontology annotation, cellular component: mitochondrion. The transcript has 6 exons. Gene Ontology annotation, molecular function: zinc ion binding; rRNA (uridine-2'-O-ribose)-methyltransferase activity. Bases 278 to 994 code for a protein of 238 amino acids.
UGUUUUGACUUACCAGACUUCAGAACAGAAACUAGGCAUUAAGUAAAAAAAACACUAAAAAUUAGCUAUUUCCACUCUUAUUCACUCAAAUUAUACGAUUGGAACGUUAAAAUUAUCAGAAACGGUAUUAAAUCACGGGUAAAAUACCAAAUCAAACAACGCUUAGGUGAAAAAUUUGACUCAGUGCGGCCAAUUGUCACUUUCGUAGAGGAGUUCAGCUUGCCAACUUAAAAUAUCACGUCAACAUAACCUCAUUUUUCCCAAAUAAUUGAAUAAAAUGGUUUUAAUCCACGUUGUUCGGGGUUUUGGCACAACGAUGAGACACCUCAAGUCGGUGAAAUUGAAAAAAGUGAAGGGGGCAAGCUCCCAUGAGUGGCUAUCACGCCAACUCACCGACCCCUAUGUCGAAAAGGCCAAAAUAAUGAAUUACAGCGCCUUCAAGUUGCUCGAAAUCGACGACAGGUUCAAAAUUUUGCGGCCUGGUUUUGUAGUGAUUGACUGUGGGGCUGCGCCCGGUUCUUGGUCCCAAGUGGCCGUCAGAAGAGUGAACUCGGACGGGUCUGACCCUAAACAGGCCCAAGGACUGGUCUUAUCAAUAGAUAAGCAGCAAAUUUUUGCAAUAAAUGGGGCCACGAUUUUGGGCAAUUUGGACUUCACUGACGUGAAAUCGCAGGAAAUUUUAGUGGAAGUGUUGGGGGGCAAAAAAGCGGAUGCUGUCAUUUCGGAUAUGGCGCCAAAUGCGAGCGGUUUUAAGGAGUUAGAUAAUGAGAAUAUUAUUAAAUUGUGUUAUAGUGUUUUGAGGUUUGCUGUGCAAAAUUCGCGAGCUGGGGCGUGUCUUGUGGUCAAGUUGUGGCAGUGUGGGCAAGCCAAACAGUUGGAAAAUGACUUCAGUAAAUUUUAUGCGAGUGUUAAAUAUGUAAAACCUAAUUCGAGUCGUUCCGACUCUGCUGAAAUUUUUUUACUCGGGAGGGACUUUAAAGGAUUAAAGAACUAGUCUAAAAAAUAUUCUUUUAUUUAUAAAUAUGUACAAUUCACAUUAAGCGCUCUAUCACAAUGGAAACACAGAAAAAACGGGGGCGCAGGCAACCACAGAACAGGACACAAAAAUAAACCGUACAAAUGCAAAAAAGUGCAAGCGCAAAACCGUACAAAGAAAUAAGUGAUAAGCCAUGUUUGUAAUACGCGCUAUCAGUCGUGACGUCACCUCCCCACUCUUAUUACGGUAGGUCAGUUGCUCAAAGCUAAACAACCAGUCUUUUACAUGUGGUGUAAUACGUUUUUCGGUUUUUUGGUUGUGUUUGUGCGUUAAUAACGUGUCAAAUAGCUGCAGCGGGUGUAAUUUGUGCCACUAGAGACUUUAAUUUAAUUUAGAAGUGACUUUUUGUGAAAAUACGAACUUUAUAAAAGAAUACAGGGAACCACGUUGUCGGUGAGAAAUGGCAGAAAAGCACAUUGUUAAGUUUCACUUUAUUGCGAAAUUUUUUGGGGACGGUAAUCGCUUUUUAGUUCGGGGAGAAAAUGCUUUUACCAGCGGUCACGUCACCAAAUUUAGGUUUGAUGGCACAGUACAACCGAUGAGAAUUUCUGCAGAAGUUCUACCGAGCAUGAAAAAGCUAAAUUAUACUGUGGAGAUUUCAUAUGACCUAGAAGAAGGGGUUAAGACGGCACAUUGUACCUGCCCAAGGGGCAACGUGGCUUGCCAUCAUAUGGCUGCAGCAUUAUAUUAUGCUCAUUAUAAUGUAAGUGCUACUGACAUUGAGUGUCAGUGGAGUGCCCCAUCAAAAACAACACCACAAACAGAAGUCAUUAAGUUAGCUGAUGUUUACAAGCCGAAAUUAUCAAACUAUACGGCACUGUCUAGGUCCUCUACUGAGGACGAAAUUAUUCAGUUCCGUGCCGAAAUAGGCGUCACGAAUGUGGUGGGCUUCACUUGGCUCCUAAGACCAGAAGCAAGUGAAGAAGCCAGAAAAAUUAUUGCAGAUAUCGAAGAAAUUCUACAAAGCUUAGAAUACGUGCAGGCCAUAGACAAACAAAAGUUUCUUUUGGAGAAGUGCAGAAUAGAUGAGGCACGCAUUAAACUGGUUGAGGCGUGCACUCGGGGCCAACAUGUUAACGAAAAUUGGCAUGUAGCAAGGAAACAUCGUUUAACGGCCAGCAGGUUUGGCAUGGUACUAUCUGCUUGCAGUAGACGAAGAUUCCCACCCUCUUUAUUUAAAAAUUUGGCGGAAGGCUAUUCGCUUGACAGGGUUGCUGCUGUGCAGUGGGGUAAGACCCACGAGAAGACAGCGCUCAGAGAAUUUGAAGAAGCGACGAAUCUUAAAGUCCAAGAGACGGGAUUUUGGUUGGAAGAAUCAGGCUUUUUGGGAGCAAGUCCUGAUGGAUUAGUGGAAGAAGAUGGGAUUCUCGAAAUUAAAUGCCCAUAUAAAUAUAGGGACACUGACAGUUUGUCUGAAGCCCUGAAGGAUAAAAAAUAUUUUUAUUGGAGGGAUGAAAAUGAGGACAUUAAUCUUAACAGCAAUCACAAUUAUUACCACCAAGUACAGGGGCAAAUGCACAUCACUGGUCGAAGUAUCUGCUACUUUGUCGUGUGGACACCAAAGUGCACAGAGAUAUUUCAAAUUGAAAAAGAUCCGGGGUGGUCAGAAAAUAUCAAUAUUUUAAAAGAAUUUUAUCUUGACCAAUAUAUUUCCUUUAUUUCACAAUAAUAAACUGUAUAUAAAUA